AUUUCUCCCGGCAUUCGAAAACAGGUUCUCGUGCUGAGCAGCUGCUGAAAUUUUCGUUCUUGUUUUAUUCAAGUCCUUUGUCCCUUCAACUCGUUUUCCCCUCUUCCUGAAGUACCAGUUCUCAGACAUGAUUUGGUCUUCGGUCAUAGUUCUAGCGUUGGCUUUGCUGCCAGCUACGCUUGCGUUUCCUCGCUUCCUUCCUGACAUACCUAAUGUGGGAGCCGUCCAAGGCUUGUCGAAUUCACUGGUACCUUCCCCGUCCGGCGUGGCUGGCGUUGUUUGCCAGUCAAUUGGACAUAGAGCGUCAUGUGAUGGCGCUCCAUCUCGAAGUGGAAAUCUGUUUGGAAGGGCAUUCGUUAUUGGUGAAGAGUCGUGGGCUGCCGUAUGCAACAUGGAUAGUGAUGGUGAUGGCUUGACAAAUGGCAUGGAGCUGGGAGAUCCUGGCUGCACGUUCGUGGCUGGACAAACACCCGAACGUACUACGAACCUCAGUAAUCCAGCAUUUGCCUGCUCAACCACGGCCAAUCCUUUCUGCUUGCCUGUCACUACCGCAGCAACAGCAGCAACGGAACAAGCAACCACCUAUAUAGCAACCACUGAACCAGCAACGAUCGUAACAAGCAUUAAUGACACGUCCGUUGAUGUCACCUCGGCUACUGAAGUCAUGACAACAGGUGGUCAGUCAGCCCUUGCUACCAUUCCUAGCAUGGUGUUGCUGGCCCUGAUCCUGGCAGCCAUGCUGUUGCACUAGUCACAACACAGAGUGGCUGCUGGCA
Sycon ciliatum is the source of this 776-nucleotide messenger RNA. RefSeq names its product temptin-like. The record is from RefSeq and is a predicted model, not a curated record. Lineage: Eukaryota; Metazoa; Porifera; Calcarea; Leucosolenida; Sycettidae. The transcript is spliced from 7 exons. The coding region runs from base 128 to 751 and encodes 207 amino acids.